Nelumbo nucifera (sacred lotus) is the source of this 1959-nucleotide messenger RNA. Its product is annotated as FMN binding protein. NCBI's taxonomy places the organism in Eukaryota, Viridiplantae, Streptophyta, Magnoliopsida, Proteales, Nelumbonaceae. The record is from RefSeq and is a predicted model, not a curated record.
GUGCGUAUGAGGUCCAAGUCGGAAAGCCGAAGCCGCUGCGCUUCAGCCCUCACAAAUUUGUAAUCCCUUGUGCAGUUUGCACUCCUCCGAGUCCGAGUCCAAGACCAAGCCUCCAAGGAAUAAGAAUAGUCCAGUCCUCUAGAGGCUAGUCUAGUCUCCUACCAUCCAUCCAUUACUUCCAUUUUCAGUGAGAGGAGAAGGGAGAGGUUGAAAACUCUGGGAAGUGGGAAGUGGGAAGUGAAAGGUGAGAGCAGAGAAAAAUCUACUCCAAAGAUUAAAAAUAAUAAUAUAAUUAAAAAAACAGGGAAAUUGAAAAACAGAAGACUCUUAUUUGACGAUGAAGACUUUAGUGUUGGUGGCACCUUCCUCCCUACGCUACUGCUCGUUUUCUCCUCCUUCUCAUAUUAAUAAUGGCUUCCAAAUGUUACCUCCUUUCCUUUGCUUUCGACACUCAAGACUCUUCUCGCUUUCCUCUCGCCGUCGUCCUCUCGCAAUGGCCUCUGCAACACCUUCCACUCAGGGAGUUUCUUCUGGUGACGUUGACAGCGAAGCCAGCGUUUUCCAACUGAUCCAAGCUCAUCAGGAAAAGGCUGCUCGGCUUCCCCCUGUUGAAGAAGUAAAAACUCUUCUGGAUCGCAGUGUCAGGGGUAUGUUGUCUACUUUCUCACAGAAGUAUGAUGGCUACCCAUCAGGUUCAAUGGUUGACUUUGCAUGUGACCACAAUGGAUCUCCAAUAUUAGCAGUCAGCAGCCUUGCAGUUCAUACAAAGGACUUGUCGGCUAAUCCCAAGUGCUCUCUUCUUGUAGCAAGAGAUCCUGAGGAUAGGACUGAUUUAGUAGUCACCUUACAUGGUGAUGCAGUUUCUGUUUCUGAAGAAGAUAGGGUUGCUGUGCGUGCAGCAUACCUGAAAAGACAUCCAAAUGCAUUCUGGGUUGACUUUGGUGACUUCCAAUUUGUGCGUAUUGAACCAAAAGUUGUGCAGUAUGUAUCUGGAGUUGCGACUGCUAUAUUGGGAUCAGGAGAAUUUGACAAGGAGGAAUAUAAAACUGCAAAAGUUGAUUUCAUAUCUCAGUUCUCCAAUCCUGUCACGUCUCACAUGAAUAGAGAUCAUGCAGAAGAUACAAAGGCAAUUGUGCAACACUCUACUUCAAUUCAGAAUUUUCAGUAGAUGAUCUGAUUAGAAAUUGGAAGGAAAUUGCAAAUUCAGCCUCAGUCAGGAAGGUCUCAAGCUCCUACUGGAACCCCCCCACCUCUUGGCUUUACCAAACUGAAUUUUAAUGGCAGCAGCGUCGGUAAUCCAGGGCCUUCUGGAAUUGGGGGAGUCAUGAGGGAUGAAAAAGGGAAUGUGAUAGCCAUGUUUUCUGGUCCAAUUGGAGUGGGAGACUCUUUGAGGGCUGAGAUUUUAGCAGCUCUGGAAGGGGUUCAAGGGGCUAAAGAUCUGCACUUAAACAAGCCGAUCAUAGGAGAUUUUGAGACUGUAGUGAGCUGGUUAAAAGAAGACAACUCAAGACUUUGGAGCUACAGAAAUGAAAAGAGGAAAUUUAACUGGCUGACCAAGGAUAUGGAAGUUCGAUGCACAUGGGUAAAGAGAAGUGCAAAUUCUUUUGAAGAUGGCUUAGCUAGGCAAGGGGUGAAUAGGAGUUCUGUUUUUUGGGCUCAGUUGUAAUUGCUCUUGUAUUUUGGGUGUUUAGUGACAGUUGUGGGGAGUUAAGAUAUUUUAGCUCCCCUUCUAUGUAUUAUCUUUCUUUAAUCAUUUAAUGAAAUCUCUAUUAUUGAUUAAAAAAAAAGAAAUCAUUGCAGUAACUAAGUUUCACGAAAAUGAGGGGAUAUCGUAGAUACUAUACAUACUUUCCAUCUCCUUUCUUUUUACAAGGAUGAUAUACAAACUGUCAUAUUUAUUAACUGGACCGAAGAAAUUUGUUCUUAAAGGAAAUGUAAAUGAAAGUAUGAAAUUAUUUG